Messenger RNA from Euleptes europaea (tarantolino), 638 nucleotides. Its product is annotated as zinc finger protein 383-like. NCBI's taxonomy places the organism in Eukaryota, Metazoa, Chordata, Lepidosauria, Squamata, Sphaerodactylidae. The coding region runs from base 140 to 580 and encodes 146 amino acids. The transcript has a single exon. The record is from RefSeq and is a predicted model, not a curated record.
AAAGCCCUUAGUCUCCAAGUAUGGUAGAAGGUACCACUGCCGAUCAGGAUUUGUUAUCAGUCAUGCUGCAGAGGACUUCUUUGAACCUCCCAUAUCGGGGGAUAACUUGCAGCCCAAACCGUAUCUUGUUAAGCAUCAGAUGAUCCAAAUGGGAGAGAGGUCAUACGUGUGCUCCGAGUGUGGCAAGAGCUUCCAUCUGAGAUCGAACCUGAUGAGACAUCAGAAGGUUCAUACUGGCGAGAAUCCUUACGAAUGUCCCGUGUGUGGGAAAAGCUUCACAUCCCGAGGAGCUGUCAUGGUCCAUCAGAUAAUCCACACUGGGGAGAAACCAUUUGGAUGCCGGCAGUGCGGGAAAUGGUUCAACCAGAGAACAAAUCUCUUGAGACACCAGAGGAUCCACACUGGAGAAAAAGUGCACGAAUGUCCCAAGUGUGGGAAAAACUUUUACCGGAGAGAUAAACUAACUCAACAUCAGAGAAUUCAUACAAGGGAAAAACGAUACGAAUGCCCCGAGUGUGGGAAAAGCUUUAUUCAUAAGGAGAAGUUCCUGCGACACCAGAGAAUUCAUCGAGGCUUUUAAUGGUGUUUAUGCUCAGAGGAUAACACAACAUCACCUUGCGAAUCAUCAAUGAAAAGUU